Molecule: messenger RNA, 1974 nt
Organism: Phytomonas sp. EM1
Lineage: Eukaryota; Euglenozoa; Kinetoplastea; Trypanosomatida; Trypanosomatidae
Source: the annotation of a GenBank genome assembly
AUGACCGACUUGAAGAAAAAUAGAGAAAAUACAGAGUACGCCCUGAAGAUAGGGAGCCAGACGGGUAGUUCCGGCGAUUCAGGCUGCCUGAAUAAAAAAAUCACCCUACCUCGCACGCUGCCAAGGCAAGCGUCUAAUCCCCGUGUGGGUCUUAAGUCCAGCGCGGCCGGCCACAAUCAUACGCCCUAUACCUACCGGCCUGUCAAAGUCGUCGGGAGUGGCAGCUUCGGCGUCGUCGUGCACGCGAAAAUCGAGGAAACGGGCGAGGACGUCGCGAUUAAGCAGGUGCGCUACGACAGCCGCCUUCAUAACCGUGAGUUGAUGAUCAUGCGGGAUCUCAUUCAGAGUGGGUGUGAUGGGAACAGUAGCAGUGGGGGGGGUACUUCAAAUCCCACCCCGGUAGCAGGCAACACGGAAGGCUUUGGAUCUUCCAGACCGGGAGCCCCUCAGGGUGAUCCCGCCCAUCGUGGGGAAUCGGGCAAACCCAUCUUUCCAGAAGGCGGUGGGGUGAAACCAAAGGUGUCGAACGCGCCAACCACCUCCUCACCUUUGAGCACGGAGCUGCUUUCAUCAACGAGUUCGCCGUCGUCGUUAGCGUCGCCCGCGGCGCCAGGGUCGCCGACGGGUUUUCUACUUCGACGCCACCCCAACAUCGUGCAGCUCCGCACCUACUACUACUCUACCGAUCCCGAAACGAACGAGCAGUACGUGAACCUCGUGAUGAAUUACCUCCCGACGGAUUUUUUCGCGAUGAAGCAAAAAUACUUUAAACGCAUCCGGGAGGGCGCGACGGCAAAGAAAGGAGGGGCGCCGCGCGAUGCCCGGCGAAGAAAAUCCUCCAACGCCAAUCCAACAGCGUUGGAUCGGAGCGAAGGGGAUUCCAACAGCCUCCAUCAUAACAGCGGGAGUAUGCUUUUUCCGCUCCUAUGGACGAAACUUAUCCUCUUUCAGCUCGGCCGGGCGUUGGCUUUUCUCCACGGCAAGGAUAUCUGCCAUCGCGAUAUCAAACCCGCGAAUAUGCUCAUCGAUACGGAGACGGGCCGGCUUCAGCUCUGUGAUUUUGGAAGCGCGAAGCGGAUUUGCCGGAAAGGGGUUGAUAAGAACGUUUCGUACAUCUGUUCGAGGUACUACCGCGCGCCGGAGCUGCUUUUUGGGGUGAUGCAUUACGGCUGUGAGGUGGAUAUGUGGUCGGUGGGUUGCAUCGCGGCGGAGCUCCUCCGCGAGGGUGGCCAUCCCGUGUUUAAAGGCAUCACCACGGUGGAUCAGAUGGCGGAGAUUUUUAAGGUGUUGGGGGCCCCUUCGAUGAGUGAGAUGUACGCGAUGAACUCGCAAAGCGCCGCGGCGAUGCUGCAGACGCAUCGGCAGUACGGCGGGAGGGGAUUUCCAUCGCCGUCGAUCCCGGGCUCCUCCACCGCCGCCGCCGCGUCUGCGGUUGGCGCCCCGACAGGACUUCCCCCCCCUCCUUCCUCCACCCAAGGGAUUUCCGACGCGGAUGGAAAUGACGGAGUGGACGGGGAUUCGUUUCACCCGGCCUACGGCCUCGCAAGCGAUUAUUUCGAGCAUUACAACGUCCUCAAGGUGAAGGCGUUGGCGUGGACGCACGUCCUGCAUUGCGACGCCCCUUCCACGGCGGUGAAGCUCGUCUCCGAGCUGCUUCGUUACGUCCCCGGGGAGCGGCUGACCGCGGUGGAGUUCGUCGAGCACGCCUUUUUUGACGAUUUAUUCAGCCAACCCCACGACGAUGCCGCCAGGGAGACGGAGGAAUCACCGCGAGAGGGGCACGGAAAAAACCUCCCCUGGCGGCUUCCGCGGCUGGAAAACGGGAAAACGCUCCCGAUUGAGAUGUUUAUGCUUACCGAGACGGAAACGCAUCUGUACUCGGAGAAGUUUCAGAGUAAGAUGAAUCGCGAGGUGCAGCGAAUUUACGCCGCGAUGCAGGUGGCGGGUGCGGCAUCCACCGGGGCUUCCCGAUAA